Molecule: messenger RNA, 1213 nt
Organism: Procambarus clarkii (red swamp crayfish)
Lineage: Eukaryota; Metazoa; Arthropoda; Malacostraca; Decapoda; Cambaridae
Source: RefSeq, a predicted model, not a curated record
AUGCCGGUGAUACAAUAUAUAAGAGCCUCCGUAUCCAGUCCAGUCAACCAGUAUGCCAGAAUCCUGUUCAGUAGUAAUACGGGCUACUGUGUAAUGGAGCUAUCCAAGGAAUCUUGUGGUGAUGAUAUUAGCGAUAUCAGUGAGGGAGCCGAAGAGAAGAAGAUAAAAGAGAAAAAAGAUACUACUUCAACUAGCAAGUCUAUUAUUGUUAAAAUAGAAAACCAUAUCCAUUCCAAUGAUGAAAAUGUGGCUUUGAGAAAGGGCAAUCAUCAGUUUCAGAUGCUUCACCAACAACCGGGCUCAUCAUCAAUGGCAUUACAUAUUGCAAUCUGUGCUCCUUCCUACUUCAAUAAUGAAAAUGAUGAGGUCUUGCGAAAGUGGAAUCAACUUCAAGCUUUUGGGGGGUUUGGUAAAGGUUAUUAUUCGUCCAAUAUGUCACCUGUAGAGUUCACAUCUGAAAAUCCAUAUUGUCGUUUCAAAGUAGUUUGCUAUACAAAAAUUCCCAAUUAUCGUAAUGAAGAUGGUAUUGUGCAAAUUAUAAUUGGAAGGGGCCUUUCAGAAGUGGAAUAUUACGGGGUAUUUUUUAUUGUACCUACAUUUGUGGAAUUAAAAAUUAAAAUAAAUUAUUUAUUGUUUAUAGGAAUUGAUCCAGCAUUGUGGGAACUGGGCAAGCAAAAAAAUCCUGACCCAAAGAAAUUGAUACCUGUUGUAAAAGUGGGAUUUCAGGAAUUACAGAAACAGUUCAAGUAUCAAGAAGAAUAUGGCAAUAAAAUUCAUAAUAGUAUGAAGAAUAUCAUGGAUGAUAUAAGACAAUUAAGUUGUAUGCAGACGACAAUUAAAGUUACCAUUCAGAAUUUUAAGUUGAAACAGACAAAUAUAAUGCGCCGAGUUCUAAAAUUGGUGUCAGCACAAGAGGUUGAAAGGAAAAAAAAUCUACCACUAGAAGAAAUAGAGGAUCAGAUUCGACUGCGAUUAGAAAACUUGUAUAUGCAGCUGCAGGACCUCAAGGGAUGUUUGAAUGAACUAAUGGCUCAGUCUAUAAAGCCUGGUAGUUUUCCGCGAGCCCAACGGUAUGGACUGGUUGUUGACAAAGUGCAGGAUAUAUCACAAUACCUAAAAUGGCAGCAGGAUGCACUUCAGGCUAUAGUUAACAUACUUAAGGAAGAUAUACAAGUGGUCGUUAACAUAAAGAAGAACAUCAGCUAAGUUUUGA